Messenger RNA from Rattus norvegicus (Norway rat), 7268 nucleotides. The record is from RefSeq and is a predicted model, not a curated record. NCBI's taxonomy places the organism in Eukaryota, Metazoa, Chordata, Mammalia, Rodentia, Muridae.
GCUGUGUUUUCCCCGGAAGUACCUUCUCCUCCCCGGAGUCCUCGCGGACGCGGCUUCCUUACCUCAUUUGUCCUCGCCCCUCCCCGUUCCUCUACGUGUUUCGGUUCCUGGUUGGUGCUUCCUGGUCGCAGCCGCGGCACAUUGCGGCAACUGACUUUCCAUAAUGUUUGGUGGCUUUGAGACUAUAGAAGCAUUCGAAGAUGACCUUUAUCGUGAUGAUUCAUCUAGUGAACUUAGUGUUGAUAGUGAAGUGGAAUUUCAGCUCUACAGCCAAGUCCAUUAUUCCCAGAAUAUUCAUAAUGCCAACGAGGAGGAAGGGUAUGAGGAAAAGAACUGUGAGAGUUCUGAAACAGUGAGUAUUCAACCAGACCAGAAGAACUUAAUCGUCCUUUCAGAUAGUGAGGUCAUCCAGCUGUCAGAUACAUCAGAGGUCAUCACAUUGUCUGAUGAAGAUAGUAUUUAUAGAUGUAAGAGAAAAAAUAUUGAAGUCCAAGCACAAGAAAAGACCCAAAGUCCUGCAACGCCUCGUUCUAAUAAAGUGGCUAACAAAUGCAAGAGGAGUAAUAAGAAGCCUGAACCUGAAGAGAGCCCAAGUACGAUCCGAGAGGUCAUGAUCAUAGAGGUCAGCUCAGAUGAGGAGGAAGAAAGUACCAUUUCAGAGAAUGAAAAUGUGGAAAGCUGGAUGCUCCUGGGAUGUGAGGAAGAUGAUAAAGACAAUGACAUCCUUCUCAACCUGGUGGGAUGCAAGGACGCUGGUGCUGAAGGAGAAAAUGAUGUAAAUUGGUUCAUCAGUGACAAAGACAUCGAGGCCAAGAUAGAUAACAACAGAUCAUCUGGAAGGUGGAACAACCGAUACUAUUCAGUCAACAAAAAUGUCACGUGUAGAAAUUGUGAUAAACGUGGCCAUUUGUCAAAAAACUGCCCCUUACCACAAAAAGUCCGGCCCUGCUGUCUCUGCUCGGAAAGAGGACACCUCCAGUAUGGCUGUCCAGCCCGUUACUGCUUAGACUGCUCUUUGCCCAUGUCUUCCACUCACAGAUGUUUUGAAAGAUCUUCCUGGAGAAAGCGAUGUGACCGAUGUGAUAUGAUAGGCCACUAUGCUGAUGCUUGCCCAGAAAUCUGGAGGCAGUAUCACCUAACGGGUCUUGCUAUGUAGCCCAGGCUGGCCUGGAAUCGCUAUAUAGCCCAAGCUGGCCUGGAACUCGAGAUCCUCCUGCCUCAGCCUCAUGAGUGCUGAGAUUACAGGCGUGCGCCACCACGCCCGGUUUAGGUGAGUAAUUCUUAAGUACUGCAACAAAUUAUUUUCUUAAUUUGAUUUACCUUAACAUCAGUAUAAGUAUUUAAGAUUAUAUCACAAAAAAUUUAAGUUACUUCCUUGCCUAUAAAAAUGACAAGAUAAAGUACAUUUCAUAUAUAAAACUGCAAUGUGGGUUCAGCACUGGGUUUAAUCUCCACCAUUAAAGGAAGCAAAGAAGCAAGAAAGGGAGGGGAAUAAGUAACGACAUCACGAACCAGAUAAUUCGAAAGAACCAGAGGAUUAGAACAGAUUGCUAGAGUUAGUUUGAGGCCAAGAAGACAACUCAAGAAAAGUCAAGAGAAGCCAGAUUAAAUCAGUUAGGUGAGUUGAAUUAGAACAGCCGAGCUGAGCCAGUCAUUGAGAGUUCAGGAAGGGCCAGUAAAGGUGACCUUAUUCAGCAGUAAGCCUCAGAGGCUGAAAACUUUCUAAGCUUAGAUAAGAGUAUAUAAAGGCUACAAACUUCCAGGCCUAGCCCUAGGUUAGCAGACUGAGACAGUGAGCCUUAGAGAUGCCAAAUCAGGAGAAUAAAAGAUACAUUUAUAGGGUCCCACUUUAAUGUUGCUUUGAAAGCUCAGCUAGGAGACUCCUCCAAAUGCUGCCAGAUGAAUAUUUUUAUUUUCACUUUCAUGCAGAAGGGAGAUAACAGGCUCAGUGUGGUUAUGGAUGGAGAUCAGACUUCAGGUUCUAUUUGCUCCCAUAUGGCUCCUCUCUAAUAUAUUUAUUCUUUAGAAGGAAGAGGUUCGCUCUAGGGCCUCUUUGAAUAUUCAGGGCAAGUGCUCCGCCUAGAGUUUUAUACCUAGCCAUCAUGUUUGUUCCUACAGAGCAAAAACAACUCCACAUUGGCACACUGAUCAGAUACUAUUAGACAAUCUACCCCAGAGUCCUCAUGACUAUAUGUAAUAAUCUAGCAAUGUAAUUAUUAAAAAAUUGGUAUCAAAAAAAAAAAGUAACGACAUCACUCUAAGAUACCUGAAUUAAGCUAUUGAGUACAUAAUUUUAAUUGGUAAUUUCAGUGUCCUAUGACUAGUUACUGUAAGCAAAUUAUGUAAAUCUUUAUAAUGAGAAUAAUAUGCAAUCAAACAGCUCACAGCAAUUAUAGUGCCUUAUUCAAGGAAAAGAGGGAUCAUUUAAUAAGACAGGAAAGGAAACCAAAUAGUAGACCAGGGGUUUGCACUUCAGAUAAAGCUAGUUGUGCCUGCACACGACCAGUACCAGAAAGGAACCAGACAGUCACAAAGUAGAAAAGCGUGAGACCUGGCUGAGCUUUGCGGUCUUCCUGUCGUGUGUGGCUUCAGAAAAAAAGGCAACAUCAAAUUAGGCACUUCUCAGUGUGUGCAGUGUGCGCCCUCGGAAGAGCAUUCCUAGUCCACGUUCCUUACUGUAAGACAAGCAAGGGUUAAGAUGGAAUGUACUAGAAAACCAAAGGCCAGAGCUGCAUUCCCAGCACCCACCAUGCCUCAGAGCUGUCCGUAACGCCAGUUCCAGGGGAGCCAUCCGCUUCUGGCUUCCGUGGGAAAUAUUCAGGAAAAUAUUAUGCAUACGUAAGUGCAGGCAAAACACCCACACACGUAAAAUGAGUUUUAAAAUUUAAAGAAGACCAUUACUUUAUAAAAGACAAACAAACAGACAGACUGUUUACUUUUCACCCUGAAGGUAGGUCCUUGAAGUUAUGAACAGUAUUCUAGUAGAAUAUGCAGGCUUGGGAGGGAAGGUAUAUGGAGUUAUAAUCAAAAUAAAUUGGGAUUUAUUUGGGUCCCCAUUUAUCAGCUAGUAAAUACAAUAGAGCUAUAGUUCUGAUCUAUAGUUAUCAAUGGAGGUUUAUGUAAGCAUUUCAUAUGGUUGAAAGAUAGGUACUUCACAUGAUUCCCAUGCCUUACAGUCUACCCCAGUAAACCCGCAGAUCAAAUAUCUGUGAAUUUACACGUGUGUAUUCUUUUCUGUCCCUUCCCUUAUGUCCUGUCUCCACACCCUCCUCAGCCCUCCCCUAGUCAAAGCUUGUGGUCCUUUCCCAUCUGUGUACUAAAAGGUUUCUUUGUAAACCAGGCCAUUUGUCCGUCAUUGUUUGGGGUCCAAACAGUGGUAAGAUACCCUGUCACUGAUCCCGUGUGCUCUGAAUGGCAGCUCCUCUCUGGACAAUUGGUGGAGGGGCUGAGGAAUAUUCCUGAGAGGAUUAUUUAACCUUUCAAUUUAGAGGGCACAAAGCCUAGCUGAUUAAUGAACUUUCUGAUGGGUGCCGAUAAGCGGAUCUAUUGCUUUAUUUCCUCUAAAAGUGAUUCCUUCUCCUAUCCAUAUUACUGUAAUCUGAAACAUAAAUGUGGCAAAUAGAUUAAAAAACUGCACUAAAGAGUUUAUCUGGCUGGCAAACUGAAGGAGCUAAAUUAAAAUUGGUAAUGACAGCAGUGGCUCAGCCUCAUAUAUGGUUUUAAAUGCACUGUGUAUUUUGAAGAGACUUAUUCUCCAGCUUGCCUGGUAAUGACUGCUUUCCGUGCAGUCUGGGGCUGGCUUCUGUUAUCCCCACCUCAUGCCCCCCCCCCAAAAAAUGAGUUGUGUUAUCUGGAUGGCUGCAGACACAUGCGCGCCCCUCUCUCACUGCAUGGGCAGACAAGGUCGAUAGCAUUACAAGGUAUUUGUGGCCGUGCUUGUUUCAGUCUUCAGAGCUGCCAGUUUCCAGGCAGAUUUGAAUUACAAAAGAAGAAGCUGGCAUGAAAAUUGAAAGGUUUUAUCGGCUGGUCUGAAGCCUCAUAGCACAUUGCUUAUUUAUGCAGUCCAUUUGCACCAGGAAAUAUAAAAAGGAAAUACAUUUUUAAAAUAAGGCCAUAAAGACCCAGAUAUGUUUAAGAUGGCAAAUAAAAUAUAGAUACCUAUAAUAUCUUUCUAGGAAACGAUUUUCACUUAAUGUUACUUCAGAAGAGCAGAGCAUUUAUGUUGCCGUCAUAAAUGUGUGCGUCUGUGUCACUAUGUAGGUAGUCUCUGGGGAUUAAGAAGGAAGCCCUAUGCUAACUUACUUUAAAAUUAAAAUAGACGGAGGGAUAGCUCUGCAGUUGAAGAGCUACAUUGGAAAUAUUUAAAUAGGGUGGUAAAUUAAACUUAAACUAACAUUUUUGCAUUCCAUGUAAAAUUAGCCAUGGCCCAGUGAAUAAACGCUGCUACCUUUAGAGAAAAUUGGGAUGCUUUUUAAGCCUGGAAGAUCGGGGGCAUCUGGGAGUGCAGCGCUGGGCUCCUUCCUGUCUUGCAUACAGGCUCAUUGUUCUCCAGUUCUAAGCGUUUCUUUCUGUUUCUGUUGUUGGGGUUUUUAGUGUUAGGUGUGUUGUUUACAGGAAGAUUAGAAAGUGGUCAGUUUAAUAGUUCCCUCUCAUGAAACUUACACUUUUAUUUUAAUCUUUGAAUAUGUCUUUUAGGUAUAGCCUAUUGCUUUUUUAAUGUAGUAAAUAUGUAAUUCCACUAUUAAAAUUUAUGCCAGUAACACACAUAUUCAUCUUACUUUAACAGUUUUUUGCUUAUUGGGAAAUGAUACACCCAUGUAAUAAGCUCUUGAUUGCCUUAAAUGAAGGCAUAAAUAUGUAAGCAUUUGGUAUUGCAAGGCCUUGAAUAAUUCCUGGAUUUACCAUUGGACUUUUGCAACCUUUCAACCCAUGUGUGAGAGUCAGGUGUGUCCAGGAGAGAAGUCAGGAGGAAGCUAGAUGUGUGUUGGAAAUAUCAAGUCAGUAAAGUAGCACUUACUCUGCGCGAUUCAGGUGAACAUUGUUCAAGAAUCCAUUCUCCAGGAAAGCAAAUUACUCCCAGCUAAGCCAUAAGAAGUGCAAUAUUUUUGUAAAUUUCAUUUUUGGUAGUGUCUGGGACCAUUCUCAUAUUUUCCUGACCUCAACUAAUUACUUCAUGUAGUUUUUUGUUUGUUUUUUUUUUAGGCAGAAAACUAUCAAAAAGCAUACAUGCCUGCUGCAUGCUAAUGACGUGCUGUACAUUUUUUAUGAAUUUUCAUAAGGAUUUUUCUACGUAGCAUGUGUGGCUUAAUGAUGUAAUCGCCUGAUAGACUGGAAAAUGCUCCAAAACAGACGUUCCGGUCUGUUGUGUACAUAAUACACGUUUCAAAAGUCUGCCUAAUUAAGGAAUUACCCAAUGAAUUGGGAGUCUGUUAGGUAUAUGACAUAGUUUUAAUACAUAAGAAAUAUAUGUAUAUUAUUAUAUGUAAAACUUAGAAGAAUUAAUAGUAAUGUCCCCUGGAAUGCAAUAGAGCUACUUUUCUCAGUAAGAAAAAAAUUAAAGCUUAAAACCUUCAUAAAGGAAACCUUGUCUUAGCUUGGAGCAAAAAUUUCUCCCAGUAUUCUUCAUAGAAAAGUAAUGCUGUAGAUGUUUAUCAGAACAUGGACCAAGAGAAGGCCUUUUCUAAAACCAUGGUGGAUGGACACAGGCCUAGGAUUGAGGUCACAGGUGGAGAUCCGCCCUCCAGAGACACCAACAGCAGAAAGUGUUCGGUGUUAGCCUGCGCUCUGCCAGUGGCGUUAGAAUGGUAUGUAUGGUCUGAAGAGUGUCAGAGGAAAGGGGGAAGCACUGUUCUUCCAUGCCUACUUGCUAUAAGCCAAAGAAAAUACAGAGAACUAACAAAAUUCAGCAUCACUCCUAGGAAACAAGUGUACUUUAAAUUCAGACUUGUUUUGCUCAAAUGUCAAGUACAUGCCAGAGGGUCACCUUAGCUAAGGGAUUUGAGUAAGAGUGCCCCUUUGGUUUGGGGUAACGUUUUCUUGAGGAAGCCUAUUUGAUUUUGUGAGUUAGGUUUUUUAAAAUAUAUCGGUACUAAGGAAGGGAUUCUAAUACUAAUUUGUUGAAAGAGUAAAAUUAUUUGUAAAUACUUGGAAUUAAUAAGGUGUUUCUCAAAUAUGAAAAUCACAUCAAUUUAAGAAGUAUUUAUAUGAAAGAUUUUAGCUAAUCUCUGCUUUUUCUCAGUGUUGGAUUUGGUUAUGAAUACGUUUACCCCAGCCAUUUAAUAUGAGCUUUUUAAAAUAUGCUGAUAUGAAACUGGCUUGAUAAAUAAAAACAUAUGGCCUUUUAUUUAAGCAUAUGUAUGAUUAUAAAAAUAAAUCCAUUUUCAGUCACAAGAGUAGAAGAUUCCCUCUAAUUAGUAAAAUUGAUUACAUAUCCUGUAUAGUAAUGAGCUUCAACUAGAUGUUAGCCUUCCCUCAUUGGAUCAAAGUCAGUUUAGAUAAGGGCAGCCCAAGGUCACAGAGGGAGAUGCCCAGCAGGUUUAUUAACAUAAAAAAUUACUGUUAGGCGUAGGACACGGAGGCAGCUCCAGCAUUGUGAUCUCUUGGCCUUUGUCAUGGAGAUUCUUAGUAGUGAAGGGAGUAAGGCCAGUGUCCCAGAUAAUGACUAACUGUUUUAAUGGCAUUCAUUCAUUCAUUCCACACUAACUAUUCAUGCAGAAAAAGGGUUAUGUAAAGUGACAUUAGAAGAAAAUCAUUUGUAAUCGUUGCAUCAGGCUGCACUUUGAGGAGAGGUUAGGAGUAAAUCCAUGGCAUGGUAGGCUUAUGCUUUAUCUUCUGAUAUUUACUGAGUGUACUGGUGCAUGGAAAGCUUUCAGCAGUACUGCAGAUGGGAUGGACCUUUCAUAGGUAAUGCUAUCUACCAGGUUAUUACUUCUAUGUAUUGACAGUAAAGUAAUCUCCGAGAUGUCACACACAAAUAUAGAUUAUUUAAAUGUCUGUAACAAAAAAAAACCUGCCUUCAUAAAUAGUUCAUUUGGUAUCCAUUGGGUCAAAGUCUUUAGAUACAUUUUCUUACUUCCAGAAAGCCUUAACAAAGCUAUAUUCACUCCCUCACCUCUAGCUCUUUGUCAGUAACACUGGCUCAAACGAUGGAACCUAGAACCUAGAGUUUAUCAGGUGACAUAUUCUACUUUAAAUUGGACAUUUGCUCUUAAUUAAAAAUAGAGACAUAAAUGGACCAGGAGUAGUCGUGUACAUCUUUAAUCCCAGCA